CAGUCUAAUAAGAAGAUCAGACCCAAUUUUGGUCUCCAGCCCGCCUUCCUCCCUUUCUAAUAAAACAAGACCAGCCGAACAAGGUUUUUCGCCGAGCAUUUCGCCGCCGAUCCGACAGUCGCCGGCGAGUGGGACGAAACCGCCCAGUCAGACGCUUUCUCCAAUUUGAUACGUCACCACCGACUUAGGGGUUAACUCUCGAUCGGCGCAUACUAGAGAUGGGAAAGGAGAUGAAUAAGGAAAACAGCAAUAGCCAAUUCUCUCCCUCAACUGUCUUUGUUUCCAACUUGCCUUACUCCUUUACUAACACCCAGCUUGAAGAAACUUUCAGUGAUGUUGGCCCGAUCAGAAGAUGUUUUUUGGUAACAAAGAAAGGGUCUACAGAGCACCAAGGCAUUGGAUUUGUUCAAUUUGCUAAUGUUGAAGACGCAAGUCGUGCUAUUGAGCUAAAAAACAAUUCAAGAGUUGGAGAACGAAAACUUGGAGUCAAACAUGCAGUGCAUCGGGCCCCUCUCAAACAGCGUAAAUCGAAGGGAUCUCAAGAUGAGGCGCCUCAUAAGGACAAGAAUGAGACCUUGCCCGAUGCAUUAGUCAAGCCCGAACAAGAUCUUAACUCUCAAGCAACAGGUAUAGGUAAACAUAGAAGAAAAAGAAAAGCUACAGAGCUUUGCACUGGCCUGCCUGAUGAAAAGAGUUGUUCAGAAAAGCAGAGGGUUGCCAGGACAGUCAUAAUUGGAGGUAUUCUUUCUGCCAAUAUGGCAAAGGAAGUUCAUAGUCUCGCUAAAGGCUGUGGCACAGUAUGUUCCAUUACCUAUCCUCUUCCAAAAGAAGAACUUGAAUAUACUGGGUUGGCUCAAGAUGGUUGUAAAAUGGGCGCUUCAUCGGUGCUUUAUACUAGUGUUAAAUCUGCUAAAACUUCUGUUGAAACAUUACAUAAAAAAGAAAUACACGGAGGAAUUAUAUGGGCGCGCCAACUUGGUGGAGAGGUAAAAUUUUCACUUAAGCAAAUAGUUCAGAAUAUGAUCUGUGGGUUUCCUCCACAAUCAUGAAUUUCGCGGCUCGGAUUUUUUUAAAAAUACAAUUAGGGUUUUCAGUUUCUAUUGCUUAAUUUCUUUGUUUUGUUUUUUGCUGACGAUUUUUCUUGGAUGUUUUCAGCCCCCAUCUCCCGGAGCAUUGUAGUUAUGAUUUAUUAGAAAAUGUGAAUGUGAUCUAUACUCCUAUCCAACUUAAGUCUGAUAUAAACUGUUUUACACUUCAUUCAUUUUCUCCAUUAUGAUCUCCAUGCUUAUGUGGCACUUAUUUAUUAUACAUCUCUAACUGUGUAACUAUUUUGUAAGCUUUAAGUUUAUCUGUGGUCAUUUUUUUUAAUUUUAUGCCAGGGUUCCAAGACUAAUAAAUGGAAACUAAUAGUGAGGAAUAUUCCGUUUAAGGCCACAGUGAAUGAAAUAAAGACCAUGUUUUCAACUGUUGGCUUUGUAUGGGAUGUAUAUAUUCCUGAGAAUGCAGAGACAGGUUUAUCCAAGGGAUUUGCAUUUGUUAAAUUUACGUCCAAACAAGAUGCAGAAAAGGUACACGUCUUAUUUGACACUUUCUUUACCAUACAUACCUUUAACUCUACGUAUGCGUUAAUGUAAUACUUCUCUGUCCUAAAUUUUUUUCUCACUUUCUUUUCUGGGUUGUUCUAAAAUUUACUUCUUGUUUCCUUUGGAAAUAUUUAUGUGGGUCGUAUUUCUUCUCUCACUUCUAAAGCAUGUUCUAUCUCACAAUUUCACUUUUUUUAAUUAUUGUGCCAAGUCAACAUGGGAAGGAAGUUUUAAGACGGAGCGAGUAUUCAAGAGUUUCUGCCAAGAUUUGGAGAGAAGUGUGGGUAAGGUCAACAAAAGUGGCAAAUAUAUAAAGAUGACAACUUAGGCUUAUGAAGUGAGCAAAAAUUUUAAGCACUUUUACUUGAUACUCUACCCGGGGAAAUAAGAGUAUAAGACUUUGACCCUUAAUACGGAGUAUUAGAAUCACAAUAUUGUAUUAUGCUUGUUUUUUUAAAAACCUUUUUGUAGUUAGAAGAAUAGUCUACAACAACCCAGUAGAAUGCCACAUAGAAGAAUAGUCUAGUAUGUU
Cuscuta campestris is the source of this 2115-nucleotide messenger RNA. The record is from the annotation of a GenBank genome assembly. Lineage: Eukaryota; Viridiplantae; Streptophyta; Magnoliopsida; Solanales; Convolvulaceae.